AUGUGCCGCGGAAAGAAGCAAGCUCGCCGCGAGAAGAAGGUAGCCUGUGGGUGGCAGCGAUCAAAUCUCGCCAAAAUGAUGAUUGAUCACAUCAAUCAGACUCGGGAGCAAAAGCGGUUAUCGGGACAGUGUUGUUCAUCUCAAUGGUCACCCAAAGCCAUGGACCAACGGCCUGCCGAGCUUGAAGCAAAGGGAUAUUGGGAACCUUCGACGCAGUGGGUAGAUGAAACACGGCAGUCGAACGCGCGUGAUGAGAGGGUUCAAAGCCAGGGGAUUUCGAUGUCUGAGUUGCCAAGCUAUCACGAUGUUAUGAAGCAGAGUUGA
This is a messenger RNA of Venustampulla echinocandica, 324 nucleotides long. RefSeq lists its product as uncharacterized. The record is from RefSeq and is a predicted model, not a curated record. Bases 1 to 324 code for a protein of 107 amino acids. Lineage: Eukaryota; Fungi; Ascomycota; Leotiomycetes; Helotiales; Pleuroascaceae. The transcript has a single exon.